CCGGCGGGUCGAGAUUCAGUCUCGAAUGGCAACGACCCAGGUUACCACUACCCCAUCAGUGCUUAUCUUGUUUUACUAUCUAAUAUUUAUCAUUAUUAUGUUCGCGAAUUUGGCGGGCCGAUGGGUUUCUCGGAGGGACUGGGUGCAUCUGUGCAGUGGUUCCACAUUCCACCCUUUUCCAUACCACUACCACCACCAUCUGAGCUCACUGUCUUUCACAAUGUCGAGGGACAGUCCUCACCUCGAUGAGAUGCCUUACUCAAGGGAGCCUCUCAAGACAUUAUAUGUGGCUCAGCGUCUUCUCACCACUAUGUUGCUUGUCCCGUUUUGGGUUUUAUACUACGCUUGUGUACCACGUUCGCGCCGUCCCCGCCCUUCAUGGUCGUUAAAGCAAAUUGUCUCUGUCAACUUCAUGAGAAGGGUCUAUCGGGUUGCCGAAGUCGCAGGCGUUACAUGGGGCACUCGCGACCCAGACGCAAACUGCGACAAUCGCACUCUGAACGAAACAAGGUUUGAAUGGGUUGAACCACUUCCGGAGGACCUCCGCAGCGGUAUUGUAGUCGAUGAUCAAGUGCCAUUCCGAAGGGUAGGCAUCUGUGUAUGGCCGAAGCACAAGCCUGCUGGUGAGCAUUGGAUGUAUACCUCCGCAUCCGUACGAUAGAGUGAGUACGACGGGUUUUCAGGCCUCGAAGACCUGGAGGCUCACGCUGGUCAAACUCCCGUUAUUGGUAUCUUUCUCCACGGGGGAGGCUAUUGCCAUAUGUCGGCACACGAGAAGAGCAAGACCUCCAAGAUACCACGCCGACUUAUGCAGGAUAAGGCCUUUACAGAAAUACACUCUGUUGAGUACCGGCUACUACAACAUGCGCCGUUCCCAGCUGCAGUUCAAGAUGCAGCCGCGGUAUACGCACAUCUGGUCCGACGUCAUACAUGUCUAAAUAUACCUUCUGCGAGUUCUUCCAAGGCGACGUCUGAAACUUUUACAGACAGAGACAGCCAGAAUCAGGACCACAUACACGGAACUACCGGUUCUGACGGACAUUUGACUAACAUAGAAUAUACCAAAUCCAAGGACUCUAAGGACAGUAAGAACAAUGAGAUACACGGGAAAAAUGAGAAGCAGACCACAGGAGUCACUACGAAGGUUACGGAGACGACAACAUACGAGAAGCAUUGCAAGAUCAUACUCAUAGGAGACUCUGCUGGCGGAAACUUGGUUCUUGCUUUGGCACGAUGGAUUAGAGACGAGGCUAGGUUACCUGCUCCAGAUGGAUUGCUCCUGUUAUCCCCAUCUUGCGAUCCGUCACAUGCGUUCCCUGAUACACCUUCAUGCUACGUUCCCCGGCCCCAUGCGGAGACCGACUACCUCGUCGACACACCAGAGCCUCGUGCCCUUCUCCAGCGGACGUUUCUAGGCCACAACCCACUAGAAACGAUGCACAGUCCCUACGUCAGUCCAGCCUCCCAACGCGUCCUUAAGGCGUUUUACGGUGACCAGUUUGCCACGAGCGUCGAAUCACUAACUAUCCGCGCUUUGGACGCGGAAGUUCGGGCGAAUAUUAGGAACAUGAUCAGUGUCCCGUCAACGCCAGUCCUUGGUGGUGAACUCGAGCGAAGCCCAACGUCACUCCGAAGACCUAUGAUGGCGAGUCCAAGAGGCUUAAGUUUAUUCACGGACUUCCCAAGGACAUGUGUCGUACUUGGAGACGCGGAGAGGCUGGAACGGGAGGUUAUCAAGCUCGUGGGAGCUAUGGAGAGAGACGGCGUCAAGGUGCGGACGGCGUGGGUUGAAGAUGGUGUACAUGAUGUUUUAAUAAUGGGUUGGUGGGAUCAGAAGGUGAUCGAUAAAGUUUGGACGGAGGUGGAGGCUUGGGUGGAUGACGUUGCAACGUCAAGGACUGUCGCAAGCUAAAAGCCAGCGAACUAGUUUGUAUUGUAUUUGUCUAAUAUGUAGCAUGGUAUACGUUGUAUCAAUAACAUGUGCUGGUCGCAUAUGUUGCAUCUUUUGUUGGCAUUCGUACGCAGUUGUUGUUGCAACCUCUAAAAGCCGCUCUGGUGCAAAAAUGUGC
This is a messenger RNA of Somion occarium, 2069 nucleotides long. NCBI's taxonomy places the organism in Eukaryota, Fungi, Basidiomycota, Agaricomycetes, Polyporales, Cerrenaceae. The record is from the annotation of a GenBank genome assembly.